UCGGUUGAAGAACUUGUGACUGGUCGACUUAUGUGAUAAUUGACGAAGAUUUCUUGUGUUAUGAAUUACUGUUCAUCAUUUUACGCAAUACUAUCUUUACGUUGAUCCUGCAUGCUGAGCACUGUACCGAUUGUCUAUCCGCAACACCUUUGCACCGUACUUUUUUAUUAUUUUUGCCAAAUAUAUUGCAUUCAUAUUAGAAAUAAAAAUAUGGCUGCCUAUAUCAAUCGUGCAAUGAUACAAUCGUCCAUGAUUGGAGGGGACAGCCAACUUCGAUCAGAUGUUAGAAAUGAUAAUUCUCCUCUACAGAUCUUUGUUAAGGCAAAGAAAAGGAUAAAUGAUAUAUUUGUGGAUAUAGAAAAAUAUGUGGAGGAAACCGUGGAGUUUAUGACAUCAUUACAAAAUGAUCGGAAUAUUGUAACUGUAGAAGAGGCAAUAAAAGUUAAAGCUUACAUAGAUAAAAUACGAGCAAUAAAGGAUGUUCUUAAAAGAGAUCACAUGAAAGUUGCUUUUUUUGGCAGGUGA
Trachymyrmex cornetzi is the source of this 525-nucleotide messenger RNA. Its product is annotated as transmembrane GTPase Marf. NCBI's taxonomy places the organism in Eukaryota, Metazoa, Arthropoda, Insecta, Hymenoptera, Formicidae. The transcript is spliced from 3 exons. The record is from RefSeq and is a predicted model, not a curated record. The coding region runs from base 112 to 525 and encodes 137 amino acids.